GGUUGACAAUCGGCUUUUGCGCACGGCUACAGUGCAUGAACGCGUGCAUCGUAAAGCAGUGUGUUGAAGGUUGUUAUGUGUGUGCCGGCCUGCUGCUUAUGUGGUCAACACAUUAAUGAAAAGAGAAAAAAAGUCAACUCCAUCUAUCAUCACCACCAACCAUUCAAGGCCGAUCAAGGCCAAAGAAGACGACAAAACAACCCGUCAACAUUUGUAGAGAAUAGGUCAAAAUGUUCUUUCUAAAACGGCUAGAACAUACGAUUCAACUACAUCCUUCUUUCUUUGGUGCUUCAAUGCAAGAAUACCUACAAAAAGAAUUGAAAACAGAAGUUGAAGGAAAAUGUUCGGGUACGAUUGGUUAUAUCGUUCGUGUUUUGGUAAUACAUACAAUAGGUGAAGGAAUAAUUUUGGCCGGAGGAGAUGGAAAAGCAGAAUUUAAUAUGGAAUAUACUGCUUUGGUAAUGAAACCUUUCAAAGGUGAAGUUGUGGAUGCUUUGGUAACAAAUGUUAACAAGAUGGGUUUCUUUGCAAGCGUUGGACCGUUAAGCAUUUUCACUUCAACACAUUUACUACCUCUCGAAUUCAAAUUUCAACCUGAUUCAAAUCCGCCAGAAUUUGCCGCUCCCGAUGGACAAUCGAUCGUUAAAGGCAAGAAAGUCAGACUACGAAUCGUUGGUACACGUGUUGAUGAAAGUGAAAUCUUUGCAAUCGGAAGUUGCAAGGAAGAUUAUGUGGGCGUCGUGGAUGGAUGAUGGCUUGACAAAGCGAAAAAUAGACAACCUUGCAGUUCUUGGCGAAAAGGGCUGCUCAAAAUGUAUACUAGUAACAAACAAGCAAUGCAAACACAGACAUUGUUGGACACAUGGUUGAAUGAAUGCGGGUGUAGAAAGAUGAGGAUGGCGUCAUGAUGACAGGAGUAUCGGGUACGUAUCAAUGAUGAAGCAGACGAUCAUGGAAGCAGUCUUACACAUCUCAGUGUCGCACGUAAUCAGAUAUAGUGGGAAGGUCUCACUGUCAUUUCAUUGUUCUGUGGUGCUCUAAUAUUGUUUUAUGAAUCUAUGUAGGUUGCUUCAGCUUCGGAAAGUGGC
Molecule: messenger RNA, 1088 nt
Organism: Meira miltonrushii
Lineage: Eukaryota; Fungi; Basidiomycota; Exobasidiomycetes; Exobasidiales; Brachybasidiaceae
Exons: 1
Coding region: 231-752 (173 amino acids)
Biological process (GO): DNA-templated transcription; transcription initiation at RNA polymerase II promoter; positive regulation of translational initiation
Cellular component (GO): RNA polymerase II, core complex; P-body
Molecular function (GO): single-stranded RNA binding; translation initiation factor binding; single-stranded DNA binding
Source: RefSeq, a predicted model, not a curated record